CCUAGGUGGUCUGCCAGAAAGUUCGCUGCCUUUCGGGUGUCCAAUGCACCGCUACUCGCGCAUCGAUUCUAUCGCAUCUACAGCGACUACAGUGUCUGAUCAAGAGAUCCUUGAGUACCCAGCGCUAGUGGAGUACUAUCUAUCCAUCCUUCCCCGAGUACUCCUCACUUCGGAUCUCGGAACGUGGAAACAUCGAUACCAACUCCGUUUCCUCUGCAUUACCGCAAACGGCUCUCCUCUGGCGCUCUUCACGACGUCCGACUGGGCCUGCAGAAUAAGAUGGGUUGAUGGAAAGUUGCGGCAUCCCUCUCUGCUCAAGGCCAGGUGCCCCUGGCGCAACGGCCUCCCGCGCAUACGAUCUCCAUGCACAGUAAGAGCCACCAUUCGGAAUAAGUGGCAGUAUAAGAUAUGCAGAAAGGCCAUUAUAAGAUGGGAUGCGGAACUCGGGACCCUUCUUGUAGACUACAAGAAACUUCUAGCAGAUUACGAGGCCCAAGAGAAGAGCAAUAGGAAUCGAAGGAGAGUCGCCAGUACCGUCAAGAAGUAUCAUCAACUAGAAGGAAAGGUGCUAACGAAUGAGACCGGUGAAAAUUGGGCCAAUUGGGGCGAUUGGGAUAUCUUUCCUGCUUCGGCGGAUGUAGCACAGGUUUGCCGGCUCGAGGGGCGAGAUUUCGAAGAGGGACUUGGAAAGAUGCCAGGGCGGAGUAAGAAGUAUAGGUUACGGCGCUGUUUGAAGGACAUGACAAAAGCUGUGAAAAGAAUGGUGUUGAAGUAACCAGGUCGCCUCCGUGGUCCUGAUAGUCUGUCUACCUCCAGGCUGCUCUUUUAAUCUAGAUGUUGCACUGUAGUCUUGAAAGAGAAUGAAGCGUCCUCGUUUUUCCCAUCUCAUAAUUGUGCGAAAACAUACCUUCCUAGCCUUAACAUUUGGGUACUACUGAAAUAGAGCAGCUUUGUCCGCGCGAGAGCGUCAAGGGCUACGUAGGUAACCGGUCUUUGAUUAUCAGUUCAUC
Molecule: messenger RNA, 1010 nt
Organism: Macroventuria anomochaeta
Lineage: Eukaryota; Fungi; Ascomycota; Dothideomycetes; Pleosporales; Didymellaceae
Exons: 1
Coding region: 44-775 (243 amino acids)
Source: RefSeq, a predicted model, not a curated record